AUGCGCACCAAUCUACGUCGACACGGACAAAUUCCCACUGAAAUCGAAGGGCUUACGGGUAGUCCAGACUCCCCGACUAACAAGUCAAUUCGAGCCCCUGAAAAACGUGGUCGAAAUGAAGCCGUUGUUCAGGCUGCGAGGACAGUUCAGACAGCAUAUGUUUCAUCUAUUCGGCCUACCGAUUCAGAACGCCAGUCACAGUGCACUCAGGCCCAACCAGUUCCCCACAAGAAACCUUAUAUUCAAGCCUGUAAAAGAAAUACAGCACCAUGUUCUUCUACCGCCAGCCACUUACUUGAUCCUCCAGAAAAGCGGAAUUCCCUUCUGGGUAGUUUGAAAGGAGUUGGAAUUUCUCAUGCGGGCCCAGUAUCAAGCUCUUCAACGCACGUACAUGUGCUAGGAGUUGGCUUGAGUUGGAAGCAUGACGCAAUGAGGCUUCUCUCUGGGCCAUCUCACGACAUUCCCUGGCUUAAGCAAUUCUUUUCUUACCAACAACACACUCACUUUACCUCAUUGCUGGACGAGCAGGCCUCGUUCAACGCAAUUCAUGAGUCAGUGGCAAGUAUAUAUAUGAAUGCCCAACCUGGGGAUCACAUCGUCUUAUACUUCACUGGCCAUGGGAACAAAAGCAACUCUCUCGAACUUUACGACAACCCUGAUUCACUUAAUGAGAUUAUCUUGAAUAGGUGGAUCAUUGAACUCAGGCAAAAGACGCCGAACAGGCCCCGGAUUCCUGUUCACAUUAUCUUUGACUUUUGUCGUGAAAGUCCAAAUCGCUCUAAUGCUCAGCUUGACGUGGAUGUAAAUAUCAUCUGGAGCUGUCCUCCGGGCCAAAAGGCUCUGGAUAUGUUCCUAUCACCCGACUUGCCCUACUCCAACUUCCUGAAGGCCCUGUUACUCGCCAUCGGUGACGGCUCCAAAUCUUGCCUACCUUCUACGCAGUCUUUUGCGCUCAGGAUAAUGGAAAUUUCGAAUAUUGUAUGGGGUGUCAAAUGCCAUCAACUUCGGAGCCGGAGACGGUGGUGUCGUCAUCUACAACUGUGCAAGCUAUGUCGUGACGACAAAAACAUCUCUAAUUGUGAUAAUGAUUGGCCCAAUUUACGACUUUUUGAGGGUCUCGACAAUAUGUACUUGGGUUCGCCUCUUGACUUCUCAACACUGGUGAGGUAUGCGUUGACUCGCUUCCCUUUGCCUAUCCAAAAGGUUUGUCAGACCCUCGAAGCCAAUCGUUGGUUUAUGUACUUCAAUAAGCACAAACAACGGAUCACAGAGAUCCCACAAGUUCCUGCCCCACUAUGA
This is a messenger RNA of Rhizoctonia solani, 1299 nucleotides long. RefSeq names its product ICE-like protease (caspase) p20 domain protein. Lineage: Eukaryota; Fungi; Basidiomycota; Agaricomycetes; Cantharellales; Ceratobasidiaceae. Gene Ontology annotation, biological process: proteolysis. Bases 1 to 1299 code for a protein of 432 amino acids. Gene Ontology annotation, molecular function: cysteine-type endopeptidase activity. The transcript has 5 exons. The record is from RefSeq and is a predicted model, not a curated record.